GCGCUCUCGUGUGUUUGUUUCCGUCUGUUUUGCCGCCCUGUCGCAACAUUACUUUACUUUACAUGAGUGUAUGCAUUAGUUAUUUCUGAUGACUAAAAUAGCCACAUAAUGUCAUCUGAUUCUUUCACUGUUGGAGGGAUUCAGGGUUAUCUCCUGAAGCUUCAUUCAUUUCUUGGAGACACAGAGACCAGGAAUGCUGCUCUAAUCUGCCAUGACAUUAUUGGAGACUUGGGGAAAGAGUGCAUGACAACUAAGAAUGAGAAUGAUCUGGUUUUUCAGACAUCACUGCUUUUUGCAAAGGAAGAGGGAUUGCUUAGUUUUCUCCGAAAGUCCCUCUCUCAUGAAACGCUGCGGGAUGCAAGAGUGGAUAUUCUGAAUUUUUUGGCGGCAUUCCUCCAGAGAAUGUCAGUUAUUGUCCGAGGAUGGGAGAAAAACUAUGCUGUUGACCUCAAGGACAUUUGUCUUGUUGUCUACACAAAGGACAAAGCUGCAAAGUGCCGAAGUCCUGCUUUAGACCUGUUAAUCAAAAUUCUGUAUCUCACAAAAGACUCCAGCAUCGCACAAGAUUUCAAAGUUGGGGAUAUGUUCAACAAGUUUUAUGGAGAGUUAUGUCAGAAGAAUAAGUUACCUGAUACAGUGCUUGGUUCCAUUUAUGAACUUCUUGGAUUUUUGGGUGAAGUGCAUCCCAGUGAGAUGGUCAACAAUUCUGACAAACUUUACAAGGCCUACCUUGGUGAACUGAAAGUACAGAUGACAUCCACUACAAAAGAGCCAAAACUUCCUGUUGUUGCUGGAUGCUUGAAGGGAAUUACUGCUCUAAUGGUGAACUUCACCAAAUCGAUGGAAGAAGACCCAGUUACAUCAAAGGAAAUCUUUGAUUAUGCACUGAAGGCUAUCUGUCCACAGAGUGAUAUAAAGCGAUAUGCAGUCAUCUUUGCCGGCCUCAAACUGUUUGCUAAGCAUUCAAACCAGUUCGGCAGCUGUCUUAUAGAUCAUUACAUGGCUAUCUUUGAUGUUAUGUCCAAACUUUGUGGACAUAUAAAUGGAGACUUGAAAAAGAGUAGUUACUUAGCUCUGGAGUCUUUCCUAAAACAGGUGGCCACUCUUGUGGCAGAGAACAUUGAGUUGCAUAAAAGCAAGCUGAAGUUCUUCAUGCAGAAGUUCUGUGCUAUCAUCAGGACCAUGGACUCCACUAAUAAAGAGCUCUCCAUUGCUAUUAGAGGAUAUGGCCUUUUUGCUGCGUCGUGCAAGUUGGUGUGUCCUCAGGAUGUAGAUCUGAUGUAUACAGAGCUGAUUCAGCGUUGUAAGCAGAUGUAUCUGACCGAGUCUGACAGGGAUGAUGACAACGUCUAUCAGCUUCCCAGCUUCCUUGAUUCUAUAGCUAGUGUUCUCAUUCACCUUGAUCGGAUUCCUGAAGUGUACACACCUGUGCUAGAGCGCCUCCUUGUGGUUCAGAUGGACAGUUUUCCUCAGUACAGUCAGAGAAUGCAGUACACCACCUGCCGUUCCAUCAUCAAGGUGUUUGUUGCCAUGGCAGUUCGAGGUCCAGUCCUCUGGAGUUUCACCAGUUCUGUGGUUCACCAAGGCCUGAUCAGAGUGUGCUCGAAGCCUGUUCUUCAGCCAGAAGAGCUGAGUGUUCCUUCCAGUGACUCUCAAACAGAGCAGGAUGCCAACCUGGUCCGCUCUGGGAGAUGGAAAGUUCCUUCUUCUAAGGACUACCUCGACCUCUUUAAGGGGCUUCUGGACUGUGAAAACCUUAAGGACACAGGAUUCAUGGAUGGAGCUCCAGCUGCCAAGAACUACAACCUGAGAGACAUAAACCAGCACUUAUAUGAUGCACUGGUGCAAUCAGUUUUGAAGAUUGUGGAGAAACUUGAUCUUUCAUUGCAGAAAGUCAGUUCUGCGGAUGAGGCACAAAGUGAUGUAAGUGCUGGAUUUAUGGCUUCAUCUGACCCCACAGCAAACCUGAUGCCCAACAAACCCAAAGACUUCAUUGCCUUUGUCAACUUGGUAGACUUUUGCAGUGAAUUAUUGUCCUCGCUAAAUCCAGAGUUUUUUGCCCAGUGGAUGUACCCUCUGUGUCAUGAGCUCAUUCUGCGGUCAAUACGUUUCCCUUUGGUCAGUGGUUUUUAUAAGCUCCUGUCACUCUCAAUGUGCAUUGCCAAGAAAAUCCACUAUUUUCAGGACCUAAAAAAAGGGCCUAAAAGUGUUGGUGCUGGCUCCUCCAUGGAAAAUGCCUGUUUUUCACUUCUCAGAAAGUUUGGAAAGGAGGUUUGUGUGCGUAUGAAACAGUAUAAAGACGAGCUUCUGGCUGCCUGUCUGAUGUUCAUCCUUUCUCUUCAUCCUGACAUGGUGGCUCUGGACCUCAAAGCAUAUAUUCCAGCUCUACAAGCUGCUCUGCGGCUGGGUUUGAGUCAUGCUCCUCUAGCUACAGCAGCACUGGAUGCUCUGGAGUCCUGGUCCUCUCACAUCCCUGCCUCCAUCAUGCAGCCGCACUAUGCAGAUAUACUGCCACAUUUGGACGGCUACCUCAAAACAACCAGUAACUCUGAAAAAGAUGAGAGCAAUAUGGAAGUGACAUUUGUCUCAUCGGGGAGUUCAAAAGGAUAUGGCAAUGUCAUUAUGAGACUUCUAAAGAAAUCGAAACACUUGCCAGUGGGUGAUGAGUCUCCCAUUGCUGCUGUGAGACGCAGGGUGGUAUGUCUGCUUGGCCACUUGGGAGGACAGCUCAACAGGAAUCUAGUUACAGCUGUUUCUGCGGAGGACAUGAUGAAGCGUUUUGUUGCGUGGGACAGUGAGAAAAGGUUGCGUUUCGCAGUGCCUUUUAAAGACAUGAAGCCUGUAAUCUACCUGGACGCUUUCCUCCCGCGGGUCACAGAGCUGGCACUGUCCUCCAGUGACAGACAAACUAAAGUGGCAGCAUGCGAGCUUCUGCACAGUCUGGUGAUAUACAUAGUAGGUAAAGGAGCUCAGAUGAUGGAAGAUGACAAGUCUGCUCCUCCCAUGUACAACCUGCACAGAAGAAUUUUUCCUGUUCUUCUACGCCUGGCCUGUGACGUUGACCAGGUGACGAGGCAGCUCUUUGAACCUCUGGUGAUGCAGCUAAUCCACUGGUUCACCAACAACAGAAAGUUUGAGAGCCAAGACACAGUGGCAUUGCUGGAGGCUAUCUUGGAUGGAAUUGUGGAUUCGUUAGACAGCACCCUUAGAGACUUUAGUGGCACCUGUAUCCAGGAAUUUGUCAAAUGGUCAAUUAAACAGACCACCCCCAGACAGCAGGAGAAGAGCCCAGCCAACAUCAAAUCUCUCUUUAAACGCAUCUACAGCCUGGCCUUGCACCCCAACAUCUUCAAGAGGCUUGGUGCAGCACUGGCCUUCAACAGCAUGUACAGGCAUUUCAGAGAGGAGAACUCUUUGGUGGAGCAGUUUGUCUUUGAGGUGCUAGUGGUGUUUGUUGAGAGCCUGGCCCUGGCCCACUUUGAUGAGAAGUCUCUGGGAAUCGUCCAACAGUGUUGUAGUGCCCUGGACCAUCUGAAGAGAAUCAUCAAACACAAGGCAGACUCGCUCAAUAAGAAUUCCAAGAGGCGUGUACCCAGAGGUUUUCCUCCAGACCAGUCAGUGUGUUUGUCAGACAUUGUCAUGUGGCUGCUGACCCAGUGUGGAAGACCACAGAAUGAGUGCCGCCACAAAAGCUUGGAACUCUUCUACGAAUUUGUGCCUCUGUUGCCAGGAAAUGCAUCUCCUGCUGUGUGGCUAGAUGAACAGGUGAGGCAGCAUGGUCCAGGGUUUCUCAUUUCAUGUCUAGAGGGAGGCGGUUUACUCUCCCAGCCUACCUUGAGAGAGGUUGAAGCUCCCUUCAGCAUCAAAGCCACCUUACAAUGGAUGGAUCUGCUAUUGGCUGCUCUGGACUGCUACAACACCUUCACAAAUCUGCGCUGUCUUCAGCCCCAGAGGAUCUUGGGCACUGGUGAGAAGUCCAGCUUUUUGGUAGCUAUCCGUUUCUUUUUGACAGAGCUGUCCAUGCAGGACCUACAGGCUGCCAGGGCUUGCUUCAAAAUGGGUAAUGUUGGUCAGUUCCACUUCAGCCCUCGUGAGAUAGAGCAGUACAACUACAGCAAGUGCUCCAUCAUUGUCCGACUGCUGGAGUUCUCCACCAUGGUACUGCAGAAAUGUCCACAAGACCUCUGGAAGUUGAUGGAGCAGGAUGUUUUCAACUCUUCCUUCUUCACACUGGUGGCACUGACUGUGUGUGAACCCUCUUCCAUUGGGUUCAACAUGGCAGAUCUUGAGGUCAUGAUUCAGUUGCCAGAGGUGUGCGUUCCUUUGCUGAAGGCUUUGACAUCAACACCUUACAAGACAGAACUGGAGAGCAGCAUUAGGAAGAAAAUAACUGUACAAAGUGUGGAGGAGUUGUGUGCUGUUGAUCUGUAUGAAGCAGACACCAGAGACAGUCAUGCUAACAUGCAUCUGAUACUCUCAGCCUGUAAGCAGCUUCACCAGUCUGGGCUGCUCGACUCGGUUCUACACAGUCAGGAUGUUGGUUAUGGUCGUUCUCUGGGAUCUAAACUUCUCACUACUGUGUAUAAAUGUAUUGCCCCUGGAGAGGACAGGAAGUCUUUACGCUCUAUGGAUGUUGGCAGCAGGAAGUUGGCUGACAGACUUGUGCAGUUGGCGUUCUGUUUGGGAGAUCAGAGCGAACAAAUGGUUGGCCUUUUGCUGAACACCAUUACGCUGUCGGUCCCUCUGUCUGGCAGUCUGAAUCCUCACUUCCUCAGCUUCUCUCAUGGGGAAUACUUCUACAGCCUCUUCCAGACAUCUAUCAAUGCUGAGUUACUCCGCAGUCUAGACCGCACAGUGCCACUUCUGCUCACAGCAGCUAACCAGAACCCCACCAUGGUUAGUGUUCUGCUGAAUGGCAUGUUGGAUCAUAGUUUCCGUGAGCGUUCUCUCAGAAAGUCUCAAGGCUCUCGAUUGGCUGAACAGGUGUUAAAGGAGUGGGACUUACUAAGGCCAUGGUGGGAUGGUCCUGCAGCCUCACCUGAGAGCAAAACUUCAGUCCUGUCAUUGCUUGCCAAAGUUCUCCAGAUUGACUCCUCUGUAUGCUCCAAUACCGAGCACCAAGCAUUCAAUGCAGUCUUCACCACUUUCACAGCUCUUAUCACAGAUACAUCUAUGCCACUAAAUCUUAAAAGCCAGGCUCUGAUCAUGCUGCCUUUCUUCACUACCUUACCAAGCAUGCCACUGGAGGAGCUUAGGAGGGCUCUGGAGAUACUGGUGGCCUCACAUUUCCCCAUGCAGUCUGAUGAAUUCCCCCGAGGAUCACUCCAGUGCAACAAUUACAUGGACUGCAUCCGUAAGUUUUUAGAGGCCCUGCAGCUGUCUCAGAGUCCUGUGUUACUGAAGCUCAUGGCUAGAGUUCUCUGCCGGGACAAAAAACAUAUUAUGGAGGAACUCUUUCAGGCCUGCUUUCAAAAUAUUGCUCGCAUAUCCCAGUUGGAGAGACAAGUUAUUCUCCUCAGCUCUGUCUACCAGUCAUUUCAAGCCAAAGACGUUCCAGCAAAUUCCAUGCUCAUUGGUCUAAUAGACAGAGUCCUGCUGCCAUUGGCCACAUACUGUAGUCCUCAUGCACUCUCUCAGUUCUUCAUCACUAAUGUUGCUGAAAUCAUGACUACUCUGCAAGCACGUUUCACCAAGUCCGUUGAGUCAGUAUUCGAGAGUCAGAUUAUGAUGAAGAUUGGCUGUUGUAAACUGCUGGAGAUGUUGUACUCCCGUCUGUCUAAGGAGGAAGUCUACUCUAAAAACUCUGCUAUCAACCAGGCCUUCUGUGGUACAGCCAAUGCAGAAGGAAAUGAGCUUUCCAAGACUCUACUCAAAUCGUGUUUUGAGGCCUUCACUGCGAACAUGUCUGGAGAGACCGUUCUGCUGGAGCUGAGGAGGCAGUAUCACUGUGCUGCUUAUAACUGUGCCAUCGCACUCAUCAGCUGCAGCUUCAAUGAGACCAAAUUCUAUCAGGGCUUCCUCUUUACUGAGAAACCUGAGAAGAAUCAAUUCAUAUUUGUCAACCUCAUUGAUACUCAAAGGGUGUACAAUUUCCCUAUAGAAAUUGAUGUCCCUAUUGAGAGGAAAAAGAAAUAUGUCAUGAUCAGAAAAGAAGUGAGUGGAGAAAACGGAGAUGCCCCUGUAUACCUCUCCUCCCAGUCUUACAUGGCAGACGGCAGUCUUAGUGAGGAGAUGAGUCAGUUCGACUUCUCCACUGGAGUUCAGAGCUUCUCCUAUAACUCCCAGAAUCCUUUAGGCAACAGCAACUCCAGCAGGACUCGGGAGCGUAAGGAAGUUGUGUCUCAGGAUGAGACAGUGGAGUUAGAGAUGGAUGAACUGAAUCAGCAUGAGUGUAUGGCCAAUAUGACGGCACUGCUGCGCCACAUGCAGAGGAACAACAUCACCCCUAAAACAGAGGAAGGUGUAACACCUGCUGAUCUUCCUCCUUGGAUGAAGUUCCUACAGGGAAAACUGGACAACCCAUCCACCCCACUGAACAUUAGACUCUUCAUUGCCAAGCUUAUAAUCAAUGCUGAGGAGAUAUUUCGUCCAUAUGCAAAGUUUUGGUUGGGCCCACUGGUGCAGUUGGUGGUUUCCAGUAGCAAUGGAGGAGAGGGCAUUCACUUCAUGGUGGUUGACAUCGUGGUGACUGUCCUCUCGUGGACCAGUGUGACCACACCAAAGGGUAACACGAGAGAUGAGGUUUUGGCCAAUCGGCUGCUUGGGUUUCUGAUUAAGAACUGCUUCCAUACCAAAAGAGCUGUGUUUCGGCACAAUCUGGAGAUCAUCCGAACUAUUAUAGAAUGCUGGAAAGACUGCCUCACAAUUCCCUAUGAUUUAAUAUAUGAGCUCUUUGCUGGAACGGAUCCCAACAGUAAGGAUAACUCUGUAGGACUACAGCUUUUAGGCAUUAUAAUGGCCAAUAACCUUCCACCAUAUGAUGCUGCAUGUGGCAUUGGCCAUGACAGAUACUUUCAGUCUCUGGCCAGCAACUUAUCAUUCAUCAGAUACAAAGAGGUGUAUUCAGCAGCUGCUGAGAUCAUUGGGUUAAUCCUGAACUACAUGACUGAGAGAAAAAAUCAAAAUGAAUGUCCUUUAUUGGAAAUCACUGCUUCUAAACUCAUGGAUUUGAGGAAGAAGGAGCUGGAUGAUAAAUUUAUUGUUUGCCUGAGCAAAGUGUCCAAACACUUCCCACCCAUGGUGGAUCGCUUCGUGAAUCCUGUUUUUUAUUUGCUGCCAAAGCUGCAUGGCCUGUUGAAGACACAAUGCCUUGAGUGUGUGCUGAGUCGUGCUGAUGUCAUUCCUGAAAUCUACAUGCACCUCAAGACCAAAGACCUCCCACAGAUCAUGAGUCACAGAGAUGAAGCCAGGCAGCGUGUUUGUCUGGAUAUCAUACAUAAGAUCCUGCCGUGUCUGAAUCCAGAGGAGCUGAAGGAGAUUUUGGGGGCAGUCACAGCGUUUAUGUCUCACCCAUCCCCUGUCUGCAGAGAGAGGAUGUAUGACAUUCUGAUGUGGAUUCAGGACAACUAUAGUGAUUCUGAGAGCAGGGAGGACAGUACUUCUGUGGAAGUGCUGAAUGUGGCUCGGGAGAGUCUUCUCCAGGGGCUGAUAGAUGAGAACCAUGGUUUACAACUUUAUGUGCGUAAUUUCUGGAGUCACGAGAGGCGUUUGCCUCCAGCUACAUUGGAGCGAAUGCUUGUUGUGCUAAAAUCGCUAUAUUCAUCACGCAUUGAGGAACGGUUCCUAAGUCUGGCCACUGACCUACUCCUGGAGAUGACCAGUCAUAGCCCUGACUACACACUCAAUAUGUUUGAACUCCCUCUCUCAGAGUGCAAGUUCCAGGACUACACAAUAGACUCUAACUGGCGUCUGCGAAGUACAGUCCUCACACCCAUGUUUAUGGAGACCCAGGCCACCCAGGGUCCAGCCGCUGGAGGAAGUCAGGCAGCCUCAAUAAGGGGCCAGAUCAGGGCCACACAGACAUCCCUUGAGUUCUCUCAGACUCUUGCUCCUGGUUCAGGACGACGUUCAGCAUAUAACUGGUUAACAAGGAGUAGUGUGGAUACACUGGCUGAUUAUUCCCUGUCAUCUGAUUCUUUAUCGUCACUCUUGGUGUUUGAGAAAAAGAGAUCAGAGCGCCCCCAAGCAGCUUGGAGAGCCGUGGGCGCAGGGUUUGGUUCUAGACGCCUCACUAAUAACAGUGACGAGACUGAUAGUCGGAGUGAAGCUGAGCGAGAGCGGCAUGCAGACAUUCUGAGGCUCAGGAGGAGAUUCCUAAAGGAUAAAGAGAAGGAGAACAUCAAAUUCGCCAAGAAAGAAAUUCAGUCCCAAAGAACUGCCAGGGAACGAAGAGCAGAUUUGAAGAUCCGUCAGGAUGCUCGGGUCACGUUGUACCGCAGCUACAGAGUUGGAGAUCUUCCUGACAUUCAAAUUCAGUACAGCAGCCUCAUCGCACCACUGCAAGCUCUGGCACAGAGGGAUGCCACUUUGGCGAAGCAGCUGUUCAGCUCAUUGUUUGCUGGGGUGCUGGUUGAAAUGGAGAGAUCGAAGUCUAACAAAGAAUCUACAAGCAUUCUGAAGGAUCUGCUGCAGACCUUGAACACCAUCCUCAGCAUGAGCACUGUCUUCUUUCCUCCAUUUAUUUCUUGUGUGCAGGAUAUGAGUUAUCAUCAUAAGGCUCUUCUUGGCCUUCAGCCGGCUAAUGUCAGUGGCAGCUGUCUGGCCAGUCUACAGCAGCCCAUGGGCAUCCUGUUACUAGAGGAGAGUUUGCUUCAUGCCACUGGAGUGUCAGAGGAGCCUCCCUCUAAACGAGCACGAGGCAAAAGAGAAUUGCCACCCGAUACAGAAAGAUGGAUCCACCUCGCCAAACUUUACAGGUCUUUGGGUGAUUAUGAUGUGGUCAGGGGAAUCUUCAGUGGCAAAAUUGGUACAAAGUCAAUAACUUCCACAGCCCUGCAAGCAGAGGCGAAGAGUGACUACGCUGAAGCAGUGAAGCUCUACAAUGAGGCUCUGAACAAUGAGGAGUGGAAUGAUGGUGAGCCCACAGACACUGAGAAAGAUUUCUGGGAGACUGCUGCACUAGAGGCCUAUAAUCACCUGACAGAGUGGAAAUCACUUCAGUACUGUGCCACAGUAAACAUUGACGACAACACGCCCAUCAACCUAGACAAGAUGUGGGGAGACCAGUUUUAUGUGGAAACAUACCUUCAGUACAUGAUGCGCAGUAUGUUGAAGCAGCUACAGCUUGGGGAGAGAGAUCAGGCUCUGCUCAGCUUUGUCGACUCUGCUAUGAAAAUGGAAGAGCGCAAAAUCGUCAUGGAGACCCAUUACAGUCAGGAGCUGAGUCUACUGUACAUCCUACAAGAGGACUAUGACAGAGCUAAAUACUAUGCCAACAACUGCAUGCAAGUCUUUAUGCAGAACUACUCCAGUAUCGACCCCCUGCUGAACCGCAGCCGUCUGACUGUGCUGCAGUCUGUGCAAGCGCUGACAGAAAUCCAAGACUUUCUGAAUUAUAUCACAGGAGAGGUCUCAGUGAAUUCUUUGAAGUUCAUGGUCAGACGGUGGACCAGUCGCUAUCCAGAUGCUAAACUGGACCCAAUGAUUGUAUGGGAUGACAUCAUCACAUCUCGUUGUUUCUUCUUGGAUAAGAUUUUGGAGAAGCUGAGUUCCACCCCUGAGAACAGCAUGGAGGUGGAUGGUGCAGAGCAGCGGCGUGAAGAGGAGCUCAGAGCACUGGUGAAGAACUGCAAGUUCAACAUGAAACUCCAAAUGGCAGACAGUGCAUGGAAGCAGAGUAACUUUCCAGUGGCAACUAAGCUGCUGAAGGAACUUCACCGUGAGGCAAAGACUGAUGAUUCGUGGCUGCUCCGCUGGGUACACAGCUUCAGCCGUUUCACUCAUAGAAGAAGUGUUGGCCUUGGAGCUGCUGAACAGAUUAACGUCCUACUCAAGACUUGUCCACUCUUGAUGGACACUGAGAAACAGAGUGAACGCUCCUCUAGCCGCAUGUUCCGUGAUCAGAGGAUUCUUCUAGGCACCACCUACGACAUGAUGGCCAGUGCUGUGGAUCGCAGUCCUUCUGCCCUGGAGACUCUUGGGGAAGAGAAGGCACAGAAAGUUAUCCAACUUUCAAUGGCUUCAUCCGUCAACCAGGUGGUGGAGGGUCUGAAGAUGCAGGCUCUGGAGCUGCUGAAAAGUGCUGCUUGUAAGGCCGAUGAGGAGGAGCAGUCCUUCAGCCAGCGGCAUGUGGACACACAAGGCAUUGUGGAGGCUUACAUGACCCUGGCCAACUUCUGUGAUCGAAGAUUGAGAGAGUGCGAACAGAAAGAAGAGGAAAUCAGUUGUAAGCUGCAGUCCUUGCCUGGACAUGUUGUGAAGAUGAUGAUGAAAGCCCUGAAGCUCAGCUCUGAGGAGGCCAGGCUCAAGUUCCCUCGUCUUCUGCAGCUAGUGGAGCUGUACCCUGCAGAAACUCUGGACCUGAUGGUCAGAGAGGUGGUCAGUGUGCCUUGCUGGCUUCUGAUUGGCUGGAUCAGUCAAAUGAUGGCUUUGCUUGACAAGCCACAGGCAACAGCAGUUCAGCAUGUUAUACAGGAGAUUGCAGAAUGCUAUCCACAAGCUCUCAUCUACCCCUACAUGAUCAGCAGGGAGAACUACACCUUUGAGGAGUCUGCGAGUGGCCAGAGGAACCGGGAGUUUGUUGAGAAGCUUAAGUCAUUACUGGAUAAAGGUGGGGUCAUUCAUGAGUUUGUGGAUGCCCUUCAGCAACUUACUAACCCUGAAAUGCUUUUCAAGGACUGGUGGGAUGAAGUGAAGAAUCAGCUGGACAAACCAAACUUGGACAAACGGAAGAUCAGGCAGCUCUAUGAGGAAAUGACUGGAUUACUUGGUGAUUCGAAGUCUCCAGGAUUUGGAUCUUUCCGAAGAAAAUUCAUUCAGAAAUACUGUAAAGAAGUGGAGAAACUUCUUGGUGCUGGUGGAUCCAAGCUGUAUGAUAAGCGUAAGGAUAAGGAGUUCCUCCAGCAGGUGGAUCAAAUGGCUGCCUCCAUGAGAGGUUUCCAAAAGGAACCAGGAAACCUGAAGGAGUAUUCACCCUGGCUCAGCAGCUUCAAGGCAGAAACACUCAAAAAUGAACUGGAGGUGCCAGGUCAAUAUGAUGGCAGAUCGAAGCCUUUGCCAGAGUAUCAUGCAAAGAUCACGGGUUUUGAUGAAAGGAUCAAGGUCAUGACCUCAAUUCGUCGACCGAAGCGCCUCAUCAUACGGGGAGAUGACGAGCGGGAUUAUCCAUUCCUAACGAAGGGUGGGGAAGACCUGCGGCAAGACCAGCGCAUCGAGCAGCUCUUUGGUGUGAUGAAUAUGAUUCUCAGUCAGGACUCGGCCUGUUCACAACGGAGUCUGGCACUCCGCACUUACCAGGUUAUUCCCAUCACCAGCAGAAUUGGCCUGAUCGAGUGGAUGGAGAAUACUUGCACCCUGAAAGACUUCCUCUCCAGCAGAAGGACUGAACAAGAACAAAAGACAAUCACACAGCCCAAUAAAAACUAUGAUAACUGGAUGAGUAAAAUUGCUGGAAAGGUAGAAGGCAUUAGACGAUACGCUGAACUGUACAAGAAGGCAAAACGUGCAGACACGGUGAACAACUUUAAGAGAAUUGAGCAGAUGGUGCCUGACGACCUGUUAAAAUGUGCCUUUGUGAGGAUGAGUACAACACCUGAAGCCUUUCUUUCAUUAAGGUCCCAUUUCAUCAGCACUCAUGCUGUGCUGUGCAUCAGUCACUGGAUACUGGGUAUUGGUGAUCGCCAUCUCUCUAACUUCAUGAUCAACACAGAGACUGGCGGCAUGAUCGGCAUUGACUUCGGUCAUGCUUUUGGAUCAGCAACACAAUUCCUCCCAGUGCCUGAACUGAUGCCGUUUAGGCUGACACGGCAGUUUGUGAACUUGAUGCGGCCCAUGGCAGAGUCAGGCCUCAUCCAGAGUGUGAUGGUUCACUCACUCAGAGCCUUCAGAAAUGAUCCAGACCUGUUACUCAAUACCAUGGAUGUGUUUGUAAAGGAGCCCUCACUGGACUGGAAGAACUUUGAGCUGAAGCAGUUGAUGAAAGGAGGCACAUGGACAGAGAGUGUGAAUACCAAAGAAAUAAACUGGUUCCCUCUACAGAAGGUCAACUUUGCUCGCCGGAAGCUAGAGGGAGCCAAUCCCUCUAUUUUAACAAGUGAGGAGCUUUGUUUAGGAUUUGAGAAGAGCCCUGAAUAUAAGGGCAUGUUGGCUGUUGCCCGUGGGGAAGAAGAACACAACAUUAGGGCCCAGCACAACGAGAAAGAUCUUAGUGUUGAAGAUCAGGUAGACUGCCUGCUUGAUCAGGCAACUGACCCCAAUAUACUGGGCAGAGUAUGGAUAGGAUGGGAACCGUGGAUUUGAGCUACAUUGUAGUUGACUUAUAAUAAAAGUAGAUUUAUACAGUUUUUUUUUUUUUUUUUCUUUUUUCCUAAAGUUUGUGAACCCUUUUUCAAAGUCUGAAGACACUGCUUUUAGGAACCACAAAAAAUAAUGAUUUAUCAAUCACUGUCAAACUGUGACUAGACCGUCAUGCAAUAUUAAUGUUCAAUAAAACUGAAGAAUUUAACCACAUAACCUGAUAAAUAGAACUGUAGUUCUGAUUUAUGUAUCGGUGAUGAAGGUAAAACUGUGGGAAUAGGACACAACACAUUGUUUGUAGAUGUAAUUUGAUUUUCCCAUUUUAGUUCUUUGAAGCAAUAGACUCAUCAAAUAAAGCAUGCAUACUUGUUAACAAUGUCUUACUGCUGACUAAAAAUCCAAAGCUUGUCAUGACCUGAUAUAAAAUUUGGAGACUUGCUCUCCACUGGUGUUU
Molecule: messenger RNA, 12907 nt
Organism: Myxocyprinus asiaticus (Chinese sucker)
Lineage: Eukaryota; Metazoa; Chordata; Actinopteri; Cypriniformes; Catostomidae
Product: DNA-dependent protein kinase catalytic subunit-like
Exons: 86
Coding region: 109-12456 (4115 amino acids)
Biological process (GO): intrinsic apoptotic signaling pathway in response to DNA damage; double-strand break repair via nonhomologous end joining; telomere maintenance
Cellular component (GO): nucleus
Molecular function (GO): DNA-dependent protein kinase activity; protein binding
Source: RefSeq, a predicted model, not a curated record